Messenger RNA from Pundamilia nyererei, 3947 nucleotides. It is a transcript of the gene atxn1a, whose product is annotated as ataxin 1a. Gene Ontology annotation, molecular function: protein binding; RNA binding. NCBI's taxonomy places the organism in Eukaryota, Metazoa, Chordata, Actinopteri, Cichliformes, Cichlidae. The coding region runs from base 1068 to 3503 and encodes 811 amino acids. The transcript has 5 exons. The record is from RefSeq and is a predicted model, not a curated record. Gene Ontology annotation, biological process: nervous system development; negative regulation of transcription by RNA polymerase II. Gene Ontology annotation, cellular component: nucleus.
UGCUUUCUGUGCUCCGAGCUCUCAUAUUUUUGCAUGAGUAGUUUACAAACUGCUCCAGUUUUGAACUUCUCUCUCGCCCUCCCUCCCCCGCUCUCUCUCUCUCUCUCUCUCUGAAGGUGGGGGCAGAGAGCCAUUAGCUGAGCGCUGCAGACAUCAUUAGGAGGGGAGACGCUUUCCACCGUCAGCGCCGGAGCAGAGCAGGGGAGCCCUGGCAACAAGGAGAGACACAAACUCAACAGCCCGCUACACCCCGCAGGAAUUGUGACCACAACUGCCGACAUACAGACGUGAAUAGACGGCGCACACUUCUUCUCCCUUGCUUUCUGCUGGUGGAGAGAUCAAGGCUUCACAUCAGGAACUACGACUGCAAUCCGUUGUCAGCUCUCAGCUGAGCAGAAGGCUCCACCUACUCGGCCAAAGUAGCUCUGCCUCCUAUUCUCAGGGAGUGCUGUGUCCCUGAGUCAACACACUGCAUUCUGGGAUAGUCUGGAACCCUCUCCAUGGGCUGUACCACCUGCUGACACACCUGGGGGCUCUGGAGGGGUUGUGUUGAAUGAGGAUUGUGCUGCGUGCGGGCAGACUUUCUUUCACAAGGAGAUGAUUCCUCAUGAAGUGCGACGCACUCGGCCCCCCAUCGUCCUCUGCGACAGCGGCAGGUGUGACGUUGUGACGCUCUCCACCUCCACGCUGAGCUCACCCAUCAGUCGCUAAAGAUCCCCAGACGGAACGGACCGCCCUUCCCCCUCCCCUUUUAACCACCCCUCCAUAUCGUCAUCCCUAUCUUUAAUCCUUCCUCACCUGCUUGUUAGGGCCUGGAUUUUCUUUGUCAAGAAAAGGCCUUGGGUGAAGUGGAUAGAGAGGGAAAAGAGACAAGAUUGGGGAAGUUUCAUUUUGUGGCUAAUUAAUGUGAAAUAAAGGACCGGACAUCAAAAAGUGAGAAAGUGAACAAAAGUGACAACGAAAGUGAAAGAACGAGGAAGCAAAACAAGGGGAAAAAAGAAAGCUGUAGUCCAAAACUCGAGGAAGGAUAACGCAAGUAUAGUUGAGGGGCGUGAGGUGAAAUCAGCAUGAAGUCCAACCAGGAGCGCAGUAAUGAAUGUCUGCCCCCAAAGAAGAGGGAAAUCCUCUCUAGCACGCUACCAUCUGAAAAUCGCUCACCUAUCAUGCCACCUGCCACUGAGAGCCAGCGCUCAGAAAACAUGACCUGGCUCGCCAGUGUGGCUGGUGGGAACGAGAGCAGUGUGGGUGCGCACCGUAGCUCCAGUCACUCUGACGGAUCGCAGUAUAAAUCUCCCUCCUCCAUAUCAGACUCUUUGACCUCUGCGUCCUCACUGAGGGUGGUCUCAUCUCUUCCUAGAGUGUACACAUCCCACCUGCCACAGACCACAGUUGGAGGAGCUGUCCAUUACACCCAUCUGCCUCACAAUAUGCAGUUUAUAGCCUCACCUUACACUGCCCCAUACAGUUACAUCCCCUCUCAAUUGCUUCCUCCUCCACCUCCUCCCCCCCUGUCCUCCUCUUCCUCGGCUGCACAGAGACCCUCACACACAGAGACGGCCUCUGCUCCUUCACAGGCCUCCAAGCAGGACCAGCAGCGAGCAUCCACAGGACGUACCUCCAUGCCUCCUCCUUCUACAGACCCUGUCCCUCACCAUGUUCAAAUAUCAACAUCCCCACGGACUGUGCCAUCAUCCCAUCACCAAGGAGGCACUCACCUUUCGCCCCACUCAAUGUACCCUCACCAUACUUUGGGACACAGCAUGUCUCAGGUGGUGGUGCAGUAUACGGAUGGACCCACCAGAAAAGAGCAAGGUGGCUCUCAGAGACCCAGAGAGCUCCACAAUGGAGAGCUGGAAAGGGGCCGGCGGUAUGCCGCGCCACUCGAGUCUAACAUCUCCAAGUCAGGGAGCAAAUCACGGGAUGCCACAUCCUCUUUGUCUUCCUAUGAGGCUCGACAGAUGGUUCUGCCAACAGACUACUCUCCGCAUGAUCCAUCAGGGCUGAGAACCUCUGUCAUGUUAAUGCCCAACAGCCAUGGGGACCACCAGCUGGUACCACCCAGAGCCAGCCCUGAGAAAGUGACAACUUCAGCCCCUGCACACCUGGAGAAAAGUGGCAACAUCAUGGGCAAGCCAGUCAGUCGUGCUCCAUCCUUAUCCAGCACCACCUCCUCUUUCACAUUUCCACCCCCACUAAGUGUAGACAGCCUGAAAGCUGCUGUCAGCACACUGCCACCCCAGACCGUCAUCCAGACCACCCACAACGCCACAGAGCCACUCUCAAUGGGGCUCUCUUCCACCAGUAUCUACCCUCAGCAACCUAUUAUCGGCUAUAUUGCAGGAGGCAGUGGUAGCAGCUACCACACCAGCCUACAGCAACACUUACUCAUUCCAGGCCCCCAACCGGUCAUCAUCCCUGUCAGUGGAGGUGGAGUCACAACAUUGGAGCCUGUAACCUCCCAUGUUACAUCAUCUACCCAAGCUGCACCUUUUCCUACUACACUCCCACAUACGUACAUUGCCGCCACCGCCCCCAAAGGAGAAACUCUGGAGACCCACAGUGGCUCAUUUCACCAGGAUGCCCCAGGUGCAGUGGUCCAAGCCCAGCUUCAUCUCCCCAUUGUUCCUGCUCCACCAGGGCUGGUGGCGACCUCCGCCGCACAUCCCCCCUCUAGUACGGUGCUGCCUCCCUCGCUCCCCCCAUAUUUCAUCAAAGGUUCCAUCAUCCAGUUGGCUGAUGGCGAGCUGAAACGUGUGGAGGAUCUGAAGACAGAGGACUUCAUCCAGAGUGCUGAGAUCAGCAGCGAGUUGAAGAUAGACUCGUCCACAGUGGAGCGCAUUGAGGGGAGCCACACCUCGCCCGACUUUGCUGUGGUUCAGUUCUCCGUUGGUGAACACCGUACACAGGUGAGCGUGGAGGUCUUGUUGGAAUACCCCUUCUUCGUCUUUGGCCAAGGCUGGUCUUCAUGCUGCCCGGACCGGACCACCCAGCUUCUGGAGCUGCCUUGUACCAAGCUUUCUGUAGGCGAUGUUUGUAUUUCACUCACGCUCAAGAACCUGAGGAACGGAUCUCUGAAGAAGACUCAACCCCUGGAGCCGGCCGCCCACGCCUCUGUCCCCUCCAGCCACGGACACCUCAAACCCCCUAGAGCUGUGUCGGACGCUCCUCAGAGCUGCAGUGGAGGAGGUCCCAGGCACAGAGAGCGGGAGAAUGGCAUCAGCCAGCGAGGAAGUGGGGAGAGUGGAAAUGGAGGUAGAGGGAUCUCCGGUGUGGAAAACGGGGAUCUCGUGUUUGGGGAAAGAGUUUCCAAAGGUCAGGUUGUCGGCAGUACAGAAGCUGGCUCUACUAAGCCAUCGGGAAGCAGGAAGCGCAGAUGGUCUGCGCCCGAGGGUCGAAAAGUAGAAAAAUCAGAGGAGGAACCACCUUUGACCCUUCCCAAACCUUCCUUCAUCCCUCAUGAGGUGAAAAUCAGCAUUGAAGGAAGGUCAAAUAUUGGCAAGUGAAGGCUAGCAGGACUGUUAACAACCCAUGAAAUAAAAAAUAAACACAGCUAAAAAGAUUCUACAAAAACCCCAUAAAUGUCCACGGUGAAGGUUCAUUUGUCGUGGUUUUGUUUUUUUGUUUAUUUUUAGUUCACAUCCUGUACUGUAGCGGUAACCUUACCCUACACCUUACAUUAAGUCCAUGUAGUUUAACACCUUUAUGUUUUUUUUUAAUAGAUUGAUUAAUUAUCACAUGAGCAAUCUGUGCAGUUUUGGUGAUUUUCAUGAGAAGAUUUCUGGUCAGGGAUUUCUGACCUGUGCGUUGAAUGUUUAUCGGUUGCUCUGUGGCACACGGGCGCGACAUUCGAUGGCUCUGCUUGGCCGGCGACACAUUACGCUGAAAUUUCCACCCUGAUUGCCCCUAUGGAAAAGAUAUAUAUAUAAAUCUUAUAAAGUUUGUAUCUG